Messenger RNA from Planococcus citri (citrus mealybug), 2322 nucleotides. RefSeq names its product sex-lethal homolog. The record is from RefSeq and is a predicted model, not a curated record. Gene Ontology annotation, cellular component: ribonucleoprotein complex. Gene Ontology annotation, molecular function: RNA binding. NCBI's taxonomy places the organism in Eukaryota, Metazoa, Arthropoda, Insecta, Hemiptera, Pseudococcidae. The transcript has 5 exons. Bases 326 to 937 code for a protein of 203 amino acids.
UGAUUAUUGUCAAACUCCGAAUUGUAUAGUCGGUUUUUAUAAAAGUUGUAAAAUCGUCUAAAUUUUAAUAAUUUUACGUUAAAAUUGCAUUUAUAAUUUGUAUUCGUGUAACGAUCUAGUUAGCCGUAACGUAAAUGGUAUACGGAUGAUCCGUAAUAGUUAUAAUGUCUAUUAUUUAACGUAGUUACUCCAUUGUAAACUUGAUACAAUUCGGACUCGCUGUGCCGUCUAAAAGGAAUAUCACGCUAAGUAUAAGUUUUAAUUCAUCGUUUACUUGUUAUCUUGGACCGGUAUCUUAUAAAGAAGGUUUCAAACAGCAUUCAAAAUGCCUUUCAAUCAAAAUAAUGACACAGCGCUGACAAAUUUGAUCGUUAAUUACCUACCUCAAAAUUUAACGGAUAAGGAAUUGUUCAGUAUAUUCGUAACUAUCGGACCUGUUGAAAGUUGCCGUGUUAUGAGAGACAACAAGACUGGAUAUAGCUAUGGUUUCGGAUUCGUUAAUUUUGCACGGCAAGAAGAUGCGACUAAAGCGAUUAACCAGUUAAAUGGUCUUGAAGUACAAAACAAACGUUUGAAAGUUUCCUACGCCAGACCUUCGGGAGAAGAUAUUAAAGAUACUAACUUGUACAUUACUAAUUUACCUAGAACAAUAACCGAAGAUCAGCUAGAAGAAUUGUUUGGAAAAUUCGGCAGAAUCGUGCAAAAAAAUAUUUUAAAAGAUAAAAUCACCGGAUUACCGCGCGGUGUUGCAUUCGUUAGAUAUGAUAGGAAAUCGGAAGCAGCUCAGGCUGUUACGGAAAUGCACGGAUUUGUACCCGAAGGAUGUUUAGAACCUUUAACAGUUAAAAUAGCUGAAGAACAUGGUAAACAAAAAGCCGCCUAUUAUGCCGGUUGGCACGCCGGUUACACGCAAAGUCGUGCCAAGAACUACGCGUAGAGCGAUUUAUAGGUUAUGUUUUUAUUUUUAUUUUUUUUACGCAUUUAUUUUUUUAUUAUUUUUUUUCCUCUCGUCAUCUCUGUGUACUGCUGUGGCUGCUGCUGUCGUCUCGCCGGCACGUGGCUAACGUUACAGCGAUCUCUCAGUCGUAUAAGCUAUGGGUGCAACGACGGUAAUUUUCAUCGAAUGGUUACCACUGGGAAUUGUUAAACGGUGUGAAUUUCGCGCACUCGUUGGCUAACUUAAAGACUGUUAAGUUUAGCGGUUUCCUCUUUUUUUGUUUUCUCUACAGUGUAGACAUGUCUUCGUUUUUAUAAUGUAUAUUUUUUUCAAAGCGUUGUGUUACGAUGAAGAUUAUUUUUAAUUUUUUAUAUUCAUUGUCAUAUAUUGUGCAUUGAUGAGAUGAAUUUUGUAAUUGUGAUUUUAUACCUAUUGUUUUUUAUAACGUUCCUUAAUUUAUUGAACGAUUAAUUUGACCGUAAAGUAUUUCGAGAGGGAUUGCUAAGAGUUCGGGAUUAACUUGAAUGGGUUACUUUUGGACUUGGAUUAUGACUUUGAAAAUCUUAUUAACUCGAUAGAAAAUUAUUUUCAAAUCGAUAAUGGUAACGUUCAAGUGGAUUAUUGAGUUAGGACGAUAUUAAGUUUAUGUUUUGUUCAGAUUUUCACGAGUGCUUCGUUAAUUAAAGUGACGUGCUAGAAUUUGAAAAAAAAAUUCUAGUAACUAAAAUUACAUUAUUGUUGUAUUCAUUUAAAUCAACUGUGACGUCAGCACCUUUCUUAUCAACUUGACUUUUUACUUUUGCCAUUCAACGUAAUUUGUUAUCUUUGAAAAUAUGUUUUCCUGUUCUUGUAUCCUGCUCCUCGUCGUUUUGAUUUCCAUUACUUUCUGUGUAAUCAUAUAUCAACUUGAAAAAAAAAACCGAACGAACUUCUAAAUUAAACGAUUCUCUUACAAUACCCUCGAAUUAUUUUUAGUGCUGAUAAUCGGUCGAAAAAAUCGAAUUUCCAAAUGACGAUUAGUGACUUUAACUCUUGAAUUAUUUCGAAAGAUUGCGACUGUGUUAAAUAUGUUUUUGAAAAACGACUUAAUUUUUAUGACGUAAAAGUGGAUUCGAUGUGACUAAAGUCACCCAACUUUUUUUUUUGUUUUUUCAUUGAAGAAAAUUAUAAUAAUUUUUUUUUAAUGGAAUAAUGUAUUUAAAAAUAUUUUUUUAGUUUACAUCGUGAAUUGAAAAGAUUAAAGUAAAGACGAGAAUGUUUUAAAUUACGAUGAAUUUAUUAAAUUUAUAUUCAUCCUAUCAUCAUUGCCCGAUCGUUGAAUACAGCAAAAUAUGACACACUUCCGUUGAUGAUUAAAAGAUGAACUAAAUGAUAAAAUAAAUCGA